Dufourea novaeangliae is the source of this 757-nucleotide messenger RNA. RefSeq lists its product as uncharacterized. The record is from RefSeq and is a predicted model, not a curated record. Lineage: Eukaryota; Metazoa; Arthropoda; Insecta; Hymenoptera; Halictidae. Bases 188 to 757 code for a protein of 189 amino acids. The transcript has 3 exons.
AUCGGUUGCAAUGAAAAGUUGAUAGCCGUUCAGACAACGUGCCAUAAAGAAAAUUAGGAAAGAAAGAGAAAGCAAUACGAGCGCAUAGUAAACAAGGAACUGAAGCGUAGGAGAGGUAGGUUAGUCCAUUCUGGUUCGUUCCAACCGAUCAGAUUUCGGUCUGGCGUACAGUUACUGUCGAAGGAAUAUGGCUACACUUUUCGAAAGCUCGUUUCUAUCGAGCAGACUGCAUCGCAUCGAGCAACGGUAUGAAGAACCGGCGAACACUUUUGGCAAAUGUGACUGCACUAGCUAUAGCUAUCUAGCCCUGAGCGUUGUUCUAUUCACCAUUGGUACAGCUAUCACUAUUUUUGCUUUGGGUGACGUCGCGAACGGAUUUAUAGUCUUGUACCUCGGUCACAUGUGGCUUAUCGGUCCGAUAUUCAUCUGUUCUGGACUUAUGGUGGCUGUCAAGUGUAUGCUUUAUCUUCGAAGAAAGUCUGUUAUAGAGAUGAUAUUUCAUCAGCGACAGUUGUUUAGGCAUUUACAGGAAUUGACCGGUGGUGCGCGUGCUAUGGGGCCAAUUGGUGCGGCGGCGUCUAGUCCUCCUUCGUACGAGGUGAUCGUGCAAGAAACUCCAAACGAAUUACCGCCACCAUCCUACGCGGAAGCGGUUGCUCUUUUACACAGGACUCUAGGGAACGAUGCGAAAUCGAGUCGUGGAAUAAACGCUGAUGGAAAUGUUGCUGUAGCCGAAACUGUCAGGCAAAAACCUUGA